Messenger RNA from Ctenopharyngodon idella (grass carp), 1983 nucleotides. RefSeq names its product ubiquitin protein ligase E3D (gene ube3d). The transcript is spliced from 10 exons. Gene Ontology annotation, molecular function: ubiquitin protein ligase activity; ubiquitin conjugating enzyme binding; cyclin binding. The record is from RefSeq and is a predicted model, not a curated record. Gene Ontology annotation, cellular component: cytosol; ubiquitin ligase complex; nucleus. The coding region runs from base 154 to 1356 and encodes 400 amino acids. Gene Ontology annotation, biological process: protein autoubiquitination; proteasome-mediated ubiquitin-dependent protein catabolic process; protein monoubiquitination. NCBI's taxonomy places the organism in Eukaryota, Metazoa, Chordata, Actinopteri, Cypriniformes, Xenocyprididae.
UGAAAAAGGAAAGUGGUUUUAAGAGUAUCGAGGAAAACGGCUUAUUGGGGACUUUUAAUUUGAAAUUAUUUGUUUCCUGAAGUCACGAGUAUGUCGCGGAGAUUUGUUGUCACGUUGUUUUUGUAUGUCGCGUGGUUCAGUAAAGGAAUAUAAAUGGAAGAGACUGCGAAACAAGACCUCGUCUUUCUUGAGCUCAGACAGAAGCUACAAAGUGGCCUUUUGUUCAUUCGCAGUGACAUCGUCAGGGAUGGUGCAGAUGUGGAAAUCGAGUCCAAACAAGACUCCAUCCUGAACAUCCAGACAGCGGACUGGACCUAUCAGGUGCACUUAACAUCUGGAGUGAGUCUGGUGGAGACGUUAUGCCAGAAAAGCCCAGGAUCCACUGAACACGGAUCCCACUUCAGACUCCGUCUAAGGGUGGAUCAGCCGUCAGCUCCUUGCAGUGUAAUUGGAGAACUGCAGGUCAAAGUGACAUAUUCCUUCCUGUGUCAGUCUUGUGGGUCCAUGGUGCUUCAAAACAGGGCUUUUGGGCGAGUUCUUCCUUUGCCCAAUGGAAACUGGAAUGCAUUAGUGGACGACUGGUGCUGCCACCCUGAUCCCUUCGCAAACAGGAAACUGCUCCCACGAGAUGGGGACUGUCUGCUUGGUGACACGUUUAUUCUGUUGGCACGGGACAGCAGCUGUGAACAGACUCUCACACGGGAAGGGAACUCGUCUCAGCAAGCCUCUGCAGAGCAGAAGCGCAGCAGUAAGCGUGUGAUGGUGUCCUGCAGGAGCUGCUCUGCUGUGCUGGGCGAGGAACUCACUGCAGAGGUGCUGAAGUUUUACAUAACUGAAAUAUUAGUAAAGCCACAUGAAGAUGGAGAGUGUGAUAUAGCACAGCUCAGUUUGGAGACCAAGCCAAAUUCAAUAAGGCAGCGAUUCUUGGAGCAAACUCUAGCUUCAAGACUGGUCGAGCUGUCAUCUGCACAGAGUAUAUUUCGCUUUUCCAUCCAAACGCCAGAUGGCAAACCUGUGAUUUUGCUGUGGCUUCUGAACACGGACACUCUGGUCGCCUCAUUUCCUGACGCAGCAGCGAGGGGCGACAGCUUCAUCUCCGCAGGUGACGUUCAUCCCAGAGAGCAUCAGUCAUGCCAGGCUGUUCAAGCAGUCAAAGUGCUCUACGUCCUCUGCUCUGACAGCAAACUCAAAGAUGUUGUGGAUGUCUGGGAGAAGGACAUUAGCGUGCACCCUCUGCCCCUCCCUCAGGGCUCAUGUGAGGAGCUCCAGAAGCUUCUGAUGUCCAGCACCUUCAGGCUGCCUGCAUUCCUGCGCUGCAUGAACUCAUAUCAGGUGUGUCCACUACUGCAGAGAUGACGAGUCAGCAUCGUCGACUUCAUCACUGCAGCCGAAAAUACAGAAAAUGCAAGUUUAUCAAUUAAUUAUUAAAAUGUUAAAGCAAUCUCUUUGCUGUUUUUUCCCAAAACAUUCAUAAUCAUUACUUACAUAAUAUUUCCUUACAUUUAAAAAAAAAUAAAAAAUAAAUAAAAUAACUUACCGCAUCAGACUUAAUUGCUGUGAAUGUGAACCAAUUUUUUGUGUGUGAAACGAUGCAAAGCAUUGCAACUUUAUACAGUAAAACACUAAUUGUUGUUGCAAGAUGUUGUGUGUUUAAUUCAGUGAGUGGCACCAGUUGUUAUAUUGGAAAUGAACUAUUUUGCAUUUUUAAUCCAAUUUUGUUAAACAAAAAAAGAAGUACACUUGAUAGUCAAUUGAGAUAAUGAAUUAAGAAAGGGAUUUUUAAAAAAAUGGCUAAUAUUAUCUCCAGUUCAAAUGUAACGUCUAGUUGAGUGAAUUGCAUUGUGGGAUGCAGUAAGCUGUUUUAUACUGCACAUUUUAGUAUGUAGUAGGUCAUCCAGAUACUCUAUGCAUGUUUGCACCAUGUGGAUACUGUACUAUAUUCUGCAGAUAUUGUAAGAGCAGUAUGUAAGUAUGGUUUUCUAA